CCGUUCCAGAUCCGUCGCUCAAACCGACGCUCACGAAGUCGCAGGCCUGCUGCAGGCGCGCGCUAGCCUCUAACUUCGCUCUGGCCGACCUCGUCAUUCCUCUACGUCUGUCUAUCUCUCUCUCUCGAGCGCUCGUCGCAAGGUGAAAUUUUGCGCGGAGAGAUCGAUUUAAGGCCUGCAUUGGUGCCCUGAGCCUCACCUUCAACGAGAAUUCGCCAUGGCGAAACUGGGGAGGGGUCCAAUUCUCUUCGCCAUUCUUCUGCUGAGAUUCACUUUCGCCGUGGGCCUCGAGUGUGAGGAUCUCUCGAUUGAAGAUUGCGCGUUUGCAGUGUCAUCGACGGGUGCGCGUUGUGUUCUCGAAAAGUCGACACUCCAGAACGGAGAAACGUCAGCGGAAUGUCAAACCUCCAUCAUCAUGGCGGAGAAACCGUUGGAGUGGAUCGAAACUGACGAGUGCAUCAAAUCAUGCGGGCUGGAACGGGUUUCCUACGGCCUGUCCACCGAUGCACUGAUGGAGAAAGGCUUCACAGCUAAACUCUGCUCAGCAGAAUGUCAGAAUAACUGCCCCAAUAUUGUUGAUUUGUAUAUCAAACUCGCAGCCGGAGAAGGUGUGUAUUUGCCACGCCUAUGCACUUCCCAGAAGUCCAGGUCUCGUCGCUUGAUCGCAGAUCCAGUGCAGGCUCUGAAGGCAGUCGCUGGGUCGGAUCCUCAGAUUGUAGUAACCAGCGACACAUGGAAACAGAGCGAGGUCGCUCCCGGUCCACUUGAAGCAGCUGCCUACUCCCCGACAUCUCUACCUCAGUCUAACCUCGAAGAGAGUGCACUUACACCAGCCCAAUCGCCAGAAUCAGACAUAGCCUAUCUUCCCAUAAGUCGCUCAGCGGCCGAGGUCUACCCGACAGCAGGACCGACCGCGCUUCCUAGCGUUGCUAACGCGGCGACCUCCACCACAGUCGCAGUUUCAGUUGCACACACCUCUGCGGAAGAUCUCGAGAAUGAAUACCAUCAGUGAAUACUAUCCAUGAUGCAUCCCGAUAUUCAUCCAUCCGUAGGAACUAGAGACUUCGAAUAGAACGUACGAACGGGUGAUUUGCUUUUUUGCUGUCAAUAACGGAUCUGCAGGCGGUGCUCGACAUCGCCCAGUCCAAGAGGGCAACCACCAGAAGGCCAAGGAUAGACAUAUCCACUCACAAGAAUUAGUCCGGUUGCUAAUUUUGCUGCUUUUGGAUAUUGUGAGAAAAACUGAGCAGAUUUUAGUUGUAGGCCUCCUGGAACUGCAAAAUUAUUCUUUUCUAUCCAUCAACCUAUAGUUAGAUGACAAUGACCCAACAUUUUAGACGUAGAGCUGACGGUGCCGCACUGCUUCGAGCGACGAGAACUGUUUCAAGACAUACAUAACCGGUCUCCGGCUUCUAGGUUGAACAAACUUUCAGCAUAUUAUGCAGAAUUGUGGCAAUUGUUUUUGCCAAUGAAUUUAAUGAAUGAAUACUGUGGAACAUUCAGAGUU
Marchantia polymorpha subsp. ruderalis is the source of this 1507-nucleotide messenger RNA. The record is from the annotation of a GenBank genome assembly. Lineage: Eukaryota; Viridiplantae; Streptophyta; Marchantiopsida; Marchantiales; Marchantiaceae.